Molecule: messenger RNA, 2101 nt
Organism: Motacilla alba alba
Lineage: Eukaryota; Metazoa; Chordata; Aves; Passeriformes; Motacillidae
Gene: PLA2G3
Product: phospholipase A2 group III
Exons: 7
Coding region: 16-1638 (540 amino acids)
Biological process (GO): arachidonate secretion; phospholipid metabolic process
Molecular function (GO): A2-type glycerophospholipase activity
Source: RefSeq, a predicted model, not a curated record
GGCGCGGCGCGCGGGAUGUGGGCGCGCGCGGUGCUGGCGGGCGCGGCGCUGUGCGCGUGCGUGCGCGCGUGGCCGGGCGGGCCGGUGUGCGCGCGGGAGGCGGCGGGCGCGGGCGGCGCGCGGUACGUGGCGUUCCUGAGCGCCGGGCCCGCCGGGGCCGCGCUGCUCGAGAGCGUCUGGGCCGCCCCCGGCCGCCUCCGCGCCUGCUGGGCCCGCCGCGACCCGCGCCUCGUCCGCGCCUUCCGCGCCGCCUGCGCGCAACGCCCGCCCGCCGCGCCCGGGGCCGCGCUGCGCCGGGCCCUGGCCGCGCUGUGGCGGCGUCGUGCCGCCUGCACCGACCCCGCGCCGCCGGGACCGCAACGCCGCCGCCGCCGGGGCUGGACGCUGCCGGGAACGCUGUGGUGCGGCGCGGGGAACUCGGCGGGGAACUGGAGCGAGCUGGGGCUCUUCCGCGGCCCCGACCGCUGCUGUCGCGAGCACGACCAGUGCUGGGCGCAGAUCACGGCGCUGCAGUUCAACUACGGCAUCCGCAACUACCGCCUGCACACCGUGUCCCACUGCGACUGCGACGCCAGGUUCCGGCGGUGCCUGCUCGCCAUCAACGACACCGUCUCCAAUAUCAUCGGCGUCACAUUCUUCAACCUGUUGGAGGUGCCGUGCUUCGUGCUGGAAGAGAGCGAGAAGUGCAUCCAGUGGCACUGGUGGAGUGGGUGUGAGCGCUACGGAGUAGUGCCUCUGGCCAGGAUGGUGCAGCAGAGUCAGUACCACCCCAGCCUACCAGCAGAGGAGAGGGGCCGCCCCACUGUGCAGCCACUGGGCCAGGGAAGGAGUUUCUCUAGAACAGGGCGUAAGCGGUUUCGACAGGGACUGAGGGCAAAGCCUGGGCGCCGCAAGGCAAGGAGACCUAAGACAGCCCAGCAGCCACAGGGCCCAGGUACCCCUGCGUCGGCCAGGGUCAAGGCUGAGCUCACAACCAGGCACCCGGCAGUGCAGUGGGGGCUAGAGCCUGGCUGUGCAACAGCACUGACAGUGUCAGGACAGGAUUUGGUUGGAGCAGAGCAAGGAGCUGGAAUCUCAGCACGUCCUCGGCAUGGCAGCCUUGGACCCAGCCCAGCCACAGCGCAGUGUGGAGCCACCCCCGUACCAGCUGUGCAGGGGCUCAGGCAGCAGGGCCCGGGCAGGGGGUGUAGGUGCAACAAGCACCUGGCUAAGUGUGAGCACCAGAUCGCACCCCAUGAGGUAAGGUACCAGCUACACAACGUGGACAGCCGGACGCUCUUCCACUGCAACUGCACGCGCAGGCUGGCACGGUGCCUCCACAGGGCAAGGGACUGCAGUGACAUGGACUUGGCUGUCCUGGGUGACCGCAUCACCACGGACUGCUUUGUGCUAGAGCUGCCUGCUGCCUGCAGCCCAGGCAGCGGGUCACAGCGCAGCAGCUGUACCAUGGUGACCAGGGCUGUGCUUGUACCUGCACAGCAGCUCAAAAAGGUUCUAAGACGCUGGGGCCCUCUGCGUGUGAGCUCCAAGGCCAAGCAUCUACACGGGAAGACACAUGCCAGGGGAGGCACCCUCUGUGAGCAGUGCCAGCAUCUGGCUGUAGAGCAGACACCAGCUUGGCCCCACGCAGUGCUUUGAUGACACCCAAGCAGCGCUGCCUUGGGGAAGAAGGGGAGGAAGAUGUGCUGUGCAGCAGCUGCAGUUGGGACCUGCUUGGGGUCUGGUCCUCAAGUCAAAGGAUGGCACUGAGCAUGGCUGUUAGCAUAACAGCAUGGAGCUGGGGACGACAGCCAGAGCAGGCAGAGGGGCUGAGAAGCCUCUCAAGGAGCUGUGGCUGCCAUCCAUGAGUAUCAAAAGCAAGGGGAAAGAAAUAGGAGGGCUCAGGAAAGAGGAAACCCAUUGUCCUUCCCUGGUGUGCUCUGGGGCAGGGGGGAUGGCAGGGCACCCCACCCCUAAAUUGGUGACCCUUCAAGUGGGGGGCCUGGGCAGUGAGGUGUAAUCCUGACCCUCUUGCCCAGGCAGGGUAGGAGGGCUGAGGUCAGUACCUGAAUGCAGCAGAAAAAAUAAAGGGUGGGUGGUCAGAGCAUGGUGUAUGGUACAA